AUGAGGGACAUACAACAAUUUCUAAGAGAUGAAUAUAGUCUCCAAACCAAAAACCAAGAGCUCAUACAGACAGUCCGCGUACUGCUGUGUGAGAACGAAAAAUACAGACAGGACCUCGAAGCCGCACACCAAUCGUACCAGCUCGCGCAAUAUGCGUCGUGCGCUGCGCUCGAGUUGCUGACUGACGCUUGUGUGAAGACGAAGGCGUUGGAGCCUCAGCUUCGCUUUCCGGGGUAUACGAUCGAUCAUUUGAAUGGCAUGUCGGAGGACGGUCAUGCCGCUGAUGAGAUGGAGAGUCUCUGCAGGAGCUAUCGGCAGUUCUUGGCUGAUAAGAUGGAUAUUGUCUCAGAGGUUGAUGAUGGGGGCGACGCUAUGUGGCGUGCUGCCUCCUAUUUGGCUAAUUUGGAACGGGAUUUAGAUGCUUUGAUCGAUGGGGAAUGGUCUGACUGUGGCCUAGAUCCUGUCCUGAGGAGAAACCCAAGCAUAAUGUUUGAGGCCCAGACUAGUCGCGGAGCCAACGGAGCAAAUGCGCAGAUGCAAGAGGACAGUGAAAGUGAAUAUGAGCCACCCGAAACAAUACGCCACUCAUCUAUUCCUAUACCGCCAGGAGGUCAUCCCAGUCUAGGAGAGGGGCAGAUGUUUGCCAGCGGCACCCAGCCGCUCUGCGUCACAAGAUGGGUAGGACUGAGUGAGAGUGAUGCAGGCCAAAACGACUGGUUUCAUUUAUAUGGCACUGAAACGCAGGAUACUUUCAUGUUCAAUGACCCACAGAAUCCAGCCGGCCAGCCCAAAGAUCCGCAUACCUUUAUUCUAGAUGUAGAGCUUACUCAAGCAUCGCAGGAAACCUUUGACUGUGCCAUGCUUUAUGCCCUGCCAACACAAGACUAG
Aspergillus pseudotamarii is the source of this 888-nucleotide messenger RNA. RefSeq lists its product as uncharacterized. The record is from RefSeq and is a predicted model, not a curated record. Lineage: Eukaryota; Fungi; Ascomycota; Eurotiomycetes; Eurotiales; Aspergillaceae. The transcript is spliced from 4 exons. The coding region runs from base 1 to 888 and encodes 295 amino acids.